AUGACAGCCAGAAAUCCUCAAACUCUAAUGGCUCUGCCUAGCGAAGAAAGUUUCGAUUUUCUAUUUAAAGUUGUACUGAUAGGCGAUGCUGGAACGGGCAAAACUUGUAUUGUGGAACGCUUUAAGACUGGUAACUUCAUGGAACGUCAGGGUAAUACAAUCGGAGUGGAUUUUUCAAUGAAAACCAUUAGUUUAGAGGGAAAACUAGUUAAGCUACAAAUUUGGGAUACCGCGGGCCAAGAACGUUUCCGUACAAUAACACAAAGUUAUUAUCGUUCAGCGAAUGGUGUUAUCAUUGUUUAUGAUAUAACCAAUCGCAACUCAUUUGCAAAUCUACAAAAAUGGAUUGAAGAGGUGCGACGAUAUACGACAUCAAGUGUUCUACUAAUUGUUGUCGGCAACAAGUGUGACUUGGAAAAUGAACGUGAAGUAGAAUUUGAAGAAGCACAGCAAAUGUGUCAAUACAUACCCGAAGUUCUGUACGUUUUGGAGACAUCAGCCAAAGAGAAUCGUAAUGUUGAUGAUGCUUUUGUGGCGUUGGCAACGGAAUUGAAGAGACGCAUAGAUACGAGUAUAACGCAAGUGGAGAACGAUGAAGAUGCCAUUAAAUUAGGACAAAGUAAACCUCUCAAUCAAUGUAGUAGUUCGUGUAGUUUAACGUAAAAA
Messenger RNA from Musca vetustissima, 666 nucleotides. It is a transcript of the gene Rab30, whose product is annotated as ras-related protein Rab-43. The record is from RefSeq and is a predicted model, not a curated record. The transcript is spliced from 3 exons. Gene Ontology annotation, molecular function: GTPase activity; GTP binding. The coding region runs from base 1 to 663 and encodes 220 amino acids. NCBI's taxonomy places the organism in Eukaryota, Metazoa, Arthropoda, Insecta, Diptera, Muscidae. Gene Ontology annotation, biological process: regulation of exocytosis; protein secretion.